Molecule: messenger RNA, 11300 nt
Organism: Haliotis rufescens (red abalone)
Lineage: Eukaryota; Metazoa; Mollusca; Gastropoda; Lepetellida; Haliotidae
Product: M-phase phosphoprotein 8-like
Exons: 14
Coding region: 536-3049 (837 amino acids)
Molecular function (GO): protein binding
Source: RefSeq, a predicted model, not a curated record
GUAACACAUAUAUGGGAUUUGUAGUGAGAGGCUUUCUGGGAAUCCUUCUGUACAAUCACCUGUACAUGUUAUUAAUCUUGUGUUUAUUGUAUUCCCACACUGCUGUAAACGUGCAAGUCACUUACCCGCGAAGUCGUCAUGUUUUGAAGUUCUAGAUCACCCCUUUUGUGAACAUGGCCUGGUCGCUGUCAGUGGGCAAUAUGGCGGACGACGAGGAAGGUGCGCCGAUGUCUGACGAAGAAAUGGUCGAGGAAGACUCGAUGUCGACAGUAGAGGGGAGUAACAGUGCUGAUAGUGAAGCAGAAGAAUUAUAUGAAGUAGAGCAUAUAGUAGGAAUGAAGAAAAAUGCUAACGUGAGUGACUACUGGCCUUCUAUAUAAGUAACUCAGAUGUCUGGAGCGGCUGCUCUCAAGACAAUAUUCAGCUGUGUUGUUAAGAACUGACGGGAGUAAAGGUGUACAAGGUGAGGUGGAAGGGCUACUCAAAAGCGUUUGAUACAUGGGAGCCAGUUGAGAAUCUGGAGAGCUGUCUGGACAUGGUGGAGGAGUUUGAGGAAGUUAAAGAGAAGGAAAAGAAGAAGCGGUCAGAUGAGAGGAAGAAGAGAAUGGCUCUGAUGGCAGGACGCGAAGUUUCAUUGGAAGACGAGUGUUCUGAUUGUCGGUUGCAGCCCAUUGUCACCAGCAAGGAACCUGUCAUGCCCAUUUUCUCCCCUCCACCUGUCCCAAUAGACACAUCACCACAGACAACAUGUACCCUGAAGGACACCUUCUGGAAGGACUUGGAAGAGGGACGGAUCAAUCUGUUUAAUACUGACAUGUACUCAAAGGUGAAGGGCCAAGGCCGAGCUUCAAGACCUAAAUCGUUCAAGACUCACGGAGAGAGGGGAGAAGAGAAAAGGGAGAUGCUUGAAGGAGAUGGGACAGAAGGGAGCAGGAAACAGAGUCAUGGCAAAACAAAAAAGGGCAAACAACACAAAUCAGGCAAGGAUGGAUCUAAAUCAAUUGGUGGUAAGACUAGCACAUGUCAAGGCCAGUUAAAGGUGACAGAGACCUGUGGGACUGAUGGAGUUGAGAGGACAUCAUCUUGCACAACUGACCUCAGUGAAACCAGUAGUGACAGUUCUGAUGUUAUCAUGGCCCAUGUCAUUUCUGUCUCCACACCAUCGCCACCUGUUUUGAGCUGUGUGGAAGACUACAGUGAUGACAGCAGUAGGGACUUCAGUGACCACAGAUACAGUUCUCCAGCCGACAUUACUGGAUCUCUCUCACAGUCUCCGAACUGUUCCCAGGAAGCAAAAUUCCAGUCGAUAUCUACUGACUUUUCCCAGGAAGCAGUUUCAGAGGAUACAGGCAUCUGCAUGGAUAGUAGUGACCUCCUGAGCCCACAACGUGAGAUAAAGGAUAUCAAGUUAGUCGUGAGAUCGCAUUCUGAACCCAAGAAUGACAGUUUUCAAACAGAAAUGGAGAAAACCUACAAAGAAAAGGAAUUGUCUAUUAAUAGUGAAAAGACAACUAGAGUAGAAGAGAUCACAAAAACAGUAACUGAUGUAAAGAAAACAGUGACACAGAUUUCUGAGUAUAAAAGUUGUAAGAAAACUGAAGUGCAUGGAGAUAUUGUAUUGGAAGGACACAUAGUUCCAGAGAAAAAGUUUAAGCAUGAUCCUGAAAGUUUAAAACAAAAACAUCGACACAAAUCCACAUGUUCGAACAAGGAGAGCAGUAGCAGGGACAGUGUCUAUAGUGUUCCUUUAAAGACUGUUAUAUCCGCCUGUGCCAAGAAUGGCAAAGAGAAUCUGGGUGAUAAACAUGUAGCAAAUAUUUUCACUGGUCUGUCAAAUGUACUCCUUCCAAGCAGCAAGCCAAGGGGACUCACUGUUGGCCGACUGAUGGACCCAAGGAUGGAAACAAGUACAAGCCAAGGCAACAACACCUGUGACACUGCCAAAGUGACUAUGAAGCGCAAGGAGUGUAAUCCCACUGACUUUGCCCAGCCUCUUGAAAAGAUCCUGAACAGUUCACUUCUACCUAUAAUACCUGACAACAAAACAACUUUGGACAAAGGUGUGGACCUAUCAUUUGACAUUGACCUGGAUGACAUUGACCUUGAUGAGCUGGAGAAGCAGCUAACACUCUCGCCAAGUGCUCAGCCAAUGGAGCUCAGUGAUGAUGAGCUGAAGCAAGCUGUGUGGGAUGGAGACUAUGACCUUGUGAAGAGAGCCUUUGCUGCCCGCAAACUUUAUGACAUUGAGCAGGCUGAUGAUACUGGAACUACAUUGCUUAUGCAUGCCAUCCUCAGAAAUUUCGAUGACAUUGCGGAGGUGUUAGUGUGUAGCGGGGCCAAGAUUAAUGCUCAACAGAAAAAUGGAAACACAGCCCUCAUGAUUGCCUCAGAACAGGCUCACAUCUGUACAGUGGCCUUGCUCCUGGAGAUGGGGGCCAAGGUGAACCUCCAACAAGCAGCUGGGGAAACAGCACUCAUGAAGGCUGUGAAACGUGGUCACAAGCAGAUUGUCCGCUACCUUCUGGAAAGUGGUGCUAACUUCUCCUACCAGACUUACAGUGGUUGUAGUGCUCUCACCUACGCCAAACUUCACAGACUGGGAGAUGUGGAGGAUAUCAUUGUAGAUCACAUAGCAAGACUGACAGCGGAGUUUGACCGACAGGUGGCCAUCACCCUGAACAACACAGCCCAGAUCCUAAGCGCCCUGUUCCCCCUCCAAUGCUUCCCUCUAGCAGAGACCGAUAAGAUUGUCAUCACUUUCAAGAAUGAAGUGGAACCAAUCACCCCAGGUGUUGGCUUCCUGCUGUUCAUUGCACAUGCAAGAAUAACCCCCCAUGAAGUGAAGUGCCGCUUCUAUGGACCAUGUGCAGUCAAGUCUGUGUUCCUCAAUGGUGUGAAGCAGCCAUCCAUGACAGAGGAGGCCAACUUUGUUCUGUCUUGCCACCCAGUCCUGCCAGGAAAGAAUGAACUGUGUAUACACACUGAAUCUGCUGUCUCUUCCAAGGCCAAGCUGGUGGUGUGUGCAUACAAGGCACAGCUCAUACAAUGAAGACCACACACUUGCAUCACUUGUAUUUACAUUUCUGCUGGGCAUUCUCAUGGAAGCUGUUACAAGAAGCAUGUAUAGGAAGACAAGGUCAUAUGUUAAACACCUUUGUAUUCAGCUAGCAGCAUCCACUCAAUCAGAACCUGCAUCAGUGCUGUGUUCAUCUCCUGUAACAUCCUCUGCCCCCUCUCACUGUGUCGCAUGACCUCAUAGGUGUCUGGGAGAUGAUGUACAAUGUGUUCUCAAGCUUGUAUUCUAUAACAUAAACUUGAGGUUUAAUGCAAAGCUUAAUAGUGUGAAGGCAGAUUUUAACUGUUUGUGCAGAAUUUGGUGUUUGGUUCUGAAUAUUUCUGUUAGAUGAAAGUUCCAACAUUCAUCAUUUGAAAGUGAAAUACUGAGACUCCUGUCUGAGUGUAUGGGAAGAUACAAUCCUUUGUAUGGCAGUUUGGAGUUGUCUUAUUCUGUACACGUGUUGGUAUGUGUAGGACCUGGUUUUCUGUCUAUUCCCGAGGUUGAUUUUGUGAUGGAAAAGCCAGUAACGAGGAUGUAGUGAGUUGCUUGCAAUGUUAACUAGUUGUAAUUUAUGAAUAUGUAACAGACAUGUUCCCAGAUGAUGUCACCAAUAGUAUAUAUUGACAUGUUAUCCAAUUAUUGUUAUUUUCUAUACAAGUAGUAUUGGUAGCACAGAUGGCUACAGCCUGAAUAAGUCUUUCAGUUGAUGUUUUUGUACUAAUAACGAGUUGGAGUUGUACAGUCUCUACUGUAUUGGGAGGUAGAAGCAUUAGAGUAAAUCUGAAGGGCCAAACGUUUACUUAUUUUAUUUUCAGAUUCAAGAUCAUGAUGAAAUUAUUUGUUUUUUCUUUGUCUAAGACCUUGAAAGAUAAUGAAAAGAUUUUCCAUGGCGACAUAGAAUUUUCAUUUUAAAAAAUCAAAUAUGAAAAUUAGAAUGACUCUUGCCUCACACUAUUGAAAAAUUAGUUUAUUGUGGUGGCUUAAAUUCAUUGUUUAUGUCAUUUGACAUUUGUUUUGUCAAUUGGCCAAUGAUCUGCAUUGCUAAAUAUGAAAAUGGUUUGUGUUAGUUGUUGUUUGGAAGUCUCCUUGAAAGAAACUAAUGACCACCUCCAUCCAACAACCCUAUAUGUUACAUGAGGCCAACAUAGAAAAGCAUUAUAGUGAGCUAAAGUUGCCUACAUAUACCAUGUGAUGUUUACGCUACACAUUUCACUGUUGGCAGUUGCUAAGCCCUAAAAAGUUUGGUUGUCUUUAUCCAAACUAGUUUAAUAAGACAAAUACUGCAAAACCCAGUUAAUCAGUUUGAAUACUUUCUGGAUUAAGGAAUUGAUUGUCAAAGAAAUACUUAUUGUUAUUGAUUACCAACAGUGAUAGACCGGGCAGGCUCUGAACUUCCAUGUUUCACUGUACAUGUAUAAAUAGCUCUAUUAGCAACUCAAGAAACAACCACUGCUAUUUGUUGUGAGUUAUGUGCCAAACUUUGUGAAUGUUGUCUUAUGUGAGUAGCAGCGUCUUUGUGUACAUGUGGUGUGGCUCACUCCCAGGCAGGACUGUGGAACUCCCUGCAACAAUAUGUAGUCAUGUCGUCUCUUGCUGGGUGUUGGGCCUGCUAACAACUGAGGCUAGUCACUGCAGUGUCAUCCCUCGCUUGGUGUUGGGCCUGCUAACAACUGAGGCUAGUCACUGCAGUGUCAUCCCUCGCUUGGUGUUGGGCCUGCUAACAACUGAGGCUAGUCACUGCAGUGUCAUCCCUCACUUGGUGUUGGGCCUGCUAACAACUGAGGCUAGUUACUGCAGUGUUGUCCCUCGCUGGGUGUUGGGCCUGCUAACAACUGAGGCUAGUCACUGCAGUGUCGUCCCUCGCUGGGUGUUGGGCCUGCUAACAACUGAGGCUAGUCACUGCAGUGUCAUCCCUCGCUUGGUGUUGGGCCUGCUAACAACUGAGGCUAGUUACUGCAGUGUCGUCCCUCGCUGGGUGUUGGGCCUACUAACAACUGAGGCUAGUCACUGCAGUGUCGUCCCUUGCUGGAUGUUGGGCCUGCUAACAACUGAGGCUAGUCACUGCAGUGUCGUCCCUCGCUGGGUGUUGGGCCUAAUUAAUUGCCAUUUGCAGUGUCUGAUAUCACAUGGAAAUAUCAACCUAUGUUUCUGAUAUGCAGUGCAUUUACAUUUUGUAACCUUUGUUAUGUAUUCUACAAUAUAAUUUUCCAUAUGAAAAGUUGUUUCGGAAGAUAAUGUGUCAUUGAAUUGACAGUAACAUUUUCACUUUUCAACAGUUGACAUCGCUCUUUAUGCAGUCGUGAUGCUUCAGUAUGUAAUUGUUGUAACACUUUAUCUAAAAUGUCUUAGAAUGCUAUUUUUGUAUUUUUAUACUUGCCCCUUGUGUUACGCAUUAGUAUGGGAUUGACUGCUUCCUCUAGCACACACCCAGUCAUCAACUUCCAGAUACCACAGUUUCAUCUUCAUCAUAUAGUAAAGGCGUUAUUGUUGAAGUGGAGCCAUACAGACUCAUGUAGCAUUUGUGUUACCCCGUUGAUCAUGUGUGAAACAGUAAACAAGUAUGAUGUCGGAAACCAAUGUGGAGAUGUGUACCAGGGGACCUUGUGAAAGUUGUAUAUUAGGAUUAGGAUUCUGUGCCAGAAGUACAUGUGAGUUUUAUGCCUUACUAGACACGCUGUAUGGACCAGAAUACCUACAGUUAUGUUCCAAGUAAAGGUUUUACUGAAACAAUACAAGAUAAUGUUUGUGUUUUGGCUGACAUACUGACAAAAACAUUCCUUCAAAUAUAAAUAGAUUUUAAUUUCAAUAGGAUUUUUUAGCCCACCUGAACUGAAUGUUCUUGUAAGCUUUUGUUAUUGCAUAUUGUCCAUUGUCUAUCUCUCUGUCAUACAUUAUAUAACAAUCAACAUCUCCACUGUCACCAAAAGGCUAUGAAGAUGACACGUUGUACGGAGGAUCCAAUCAGUGAUGGGCUUUUCUCACACAACUGGUAGACAUUUAUUUGCCCAAACUGAAGAUAAUUGUAUGAGAUUGGACAUUGCUAAUGGUGAAUGAGCUGCUCUGUGUGUGCAAGCACAUCUCAAGUUACAUCAGGAGAUGAUGCCAUGUGAUAUGCAGGAAGCCUGGUUCACUGUGGAACAGCAGCUGACAGUGUAUGCUUGGAGGGCAUCUGUGUUGUCAUCAUGUGUAACUGUUAGCUGACAGUGUAUGCUUGGAGGGCAUCUGUGUUGUCAUCAUGUGUAACUGUUAGCUGACUGUGUGCUUUGAGGGCAUCUGUGUUGUCAUCAUGUGUAACUGUUAGCUGACAGUGUAUGCUUGGAGGGCAUCUGUGUUGUCAUGUGUAACUGUUAGCUGACAGUGUAUGCUUGGAGGGCAUCUGUGUUGUCAUCAUGUGUAACUGUUAGCUGACUGUGUGCUUUGAGGGCAUCUGUGUUGUCAUCAUGUGUAACUGUUAGCUGACAGUGUAUGCUUGGAGGGCAUCUGUGUUGUCAUGUGUAACUGUUAGCUGACAGUGUAUGCUUGGAGGGCAUCUGUGUUGUCAUCAUGUGUAACUGUUAGCUGACAGUGUAUGCUUGGAGGGCAUCUGUGUUGUCAUCAUGUGUAACUGUUAGCUGACUGUGUGCUUUGAGGGCAUCUGUGUUGUCAUCAUGUGUAACUGUUAGCUGACAGUGUAUGCUUGGAGGGCAUCUGUGUUGUCAUCAUGUGUAACUGUUAGCUGACAGUGUAUGCUUGGAGGGCAUCUGUGUUGUCAUGUGUAACUGUUAGCUGACAGUGUAUGCUUGGAGGGCAUCUGUGUUGUCAUCAUGUGUAACUGUUAGCUGACAGUGUAUGCUUUGAGGGCAUCUGUGUUGUCAUGUGUAACUGUUAGCUGACAGUGUAUGCUUGGAGGGCAUCUGUGUUGUCAUGUGUAACGGUUAGUUGACAGUGUAUGCUUGGAGGGCAUCUGUGUUGUCAUCAUGUGUAACUGUUAGCUGACAGUGUAUGCUUGGAGGGCAUCUGUGUUGUCAUCAUGUGUAACUGUUAGCUGACUGUGUGCUUUGAGGGCAUCUGUGUUGUCAUCAUGUGUAACUGUUUGCUGACAGUGUAUGCUUGGAGGGCAUCUGUGUUGUCAUGUGUAACUGUUAGCUGACAGUGUAUGCUUGGAGGGCAUCUGUGUUGUCAUCAUGUGUAACUGUUACCUGACAGUGUAUGCUUGGAGGGCAUCUGUGUUGUCAUCAUGUGUAACUGUUAGCUGACAGUGUAUGCUUGGAGGGCAUCUGUGUUGUCAUCAUGUGUAACUGUUAGCUGACAGUGUAUGCUUGGAGGGCAUCUGUGUUGUCAUCAUGUGUAACUGUUACCUGACAGUGUAUGCUUGGAGGGCAUCUGUGUUGUCAUCAUGUGUAACUGUUACCUGACAGUGUAUGCUUGGAGGGCAUCUGUGUUGUCAUCAUGUGUAACUGUUAGCUGACAGUGUAUGCUUGGAGGGCAUCUGUGUUGUCAUCAUGUGUAACUGUUACCUGACAGUGUAUGCUUGGAGGGCAUCUGUGUUGUCAUCAUGUGUAACUGUUAGCUGACUGUGUGCUUUGAGGGCAUCUGUGUUGUCAUCAUGUGUAACUGUUAGCUGACUGGUGUGUGUGGAAUCAGAUCCUACCUGCACCUAUAAGAUCUCUCCGUCAGCUGCUAUGGUACUGAAGCAAGGGCAGUGUGAUAUUUGAGAGCGACAAUGCAGUAAUGCAGAUCACUGCAAAUAAGAAUGCUGGCAUAAAUAUAACAGCUGACUUUAUCACAUCCCUUUCGUACAUUUGUUGAAUAGUAAUUCAGAGAACUUCUUCAAAAUGGCCCUGGGAGUUGCUUUUGGCACAUGUCAUGAAAAGGUCAAAGGUAAAGGUCAUGUUUGUUUGUGGUUACAAUUUCUCAUGAAGUAUUAUGGAGUUUAAAGUACACUUCAAUGUCCAAAAGUUUAUCAAACGAAAUCAUCUACCAACUUGAUAUAUAUGAGAUAAUGUUUACGAAGAUUGAUACAUCUAUGUAAGUAUUUUCUCGAAAAUUAAGUUAGAUAUAACUAAAGGAUUUGUAACAGUAUUACAGGAUCACGAUGCAUGUGGAGUUGUUUGUUUUCCGCCAUUGCCAUGAUUGUGUCUGUUUCAUCCAAUCGAUGAUGUAACUGUCGAGAUCGUUUUUGUUUAAAAUUCAUUAAAACAAAAGUUGCUAUUUUUUAGAAAUAAAGAAACUUGGUUGUUUUCUUUUCAUCAAAGAACCAAAACUUAUUAUGAAAUGAAAUAUUUACAUUAUAAAGAAAAUAUCGUACCACAAUCCACUCGACAUGAAGUGCCUCAAGUCAACAAUGGCUGUUACGGGUGGUUGUAUGCAGACACAUUUGACCGAUUCUUACUGGAUGUUCUUGUUGAGGUACAUAAACUACUUAAAGUUUUGAUAAUGAGAAAGCUGAGCAUUUAUGCAUCCCAUACAUAUCUAAAUGAUACGUAAAGCCUACUUGGUAAAUAGUAAUUGUGAGUUUGUUUUGUUUGGGGGUGUUGUAAUGCUAUUCGUCUGUCAAAUGGGUUCGACAGUAGCAUAAGCAUGCUGUUAACCUGUUUAUCCCUGUUAGUUUCGUCAAUUUCAUAACCACUAUUGCCUUCAGAGUUUGUAAUAAGUUGUUUAUGUCAAUCUUUGCCUCUUGGCCAACACUGGAGCAGACAUCAUAACUAGUAGCUGAAAGUUAUUCCCAGAUUUGUCGGCAUUAUUGAAAGGUAGUACAGCAAAUUUGCACCCAAUAAAUUUUUAUUCCACCAUAAUAAUUCUUGGACUAACAACAUGCAGUUGAAUGUGAUCUUUGAGAUAGAUUAUUGUGAAACAUGGCGGUUAUCUGUUGCCAGAUGCUGUGCUUUUACUUGUACAAUCCUGGGACUUGGGGAAUUGUUGGAUCUUAAUAAGUUGUUUUGUUUUUUGUAUGGGAAUUACACUGGUACAUUAAGACUGGAAGCUAUGAGGGAUGAACCUGAAGCUCAAGGGAGAUGUUUAACACCAUGAUGGUAUCUUUGUAAACUACAUAACACAGCCAAUUAAUUAUAUGAAUCAUGUUUAAGACCCUUGUUACAGCCACUUUCUCUAAUUGAAGGCCCAGUUAAUAGGUGUACCUGGUCAACCACACUGCUUUGGUUUAGUUUUCAUACCUUAAAACAGAAUCUUUUACAAUAUGUGGUCUGUGAAGGUGGAAAUAUCAUUAGUUCAUCUGGCCCUAAAAUGCCCUAGAGUGUCACAUGAGUAUUUGCUGUGAGAUUUUUUCAUUACCAUGUAAAAGGAGCUCAGAAGGCCAUGAGACUGUGUGAAGGCAUUAUGGUUAGCAUGUCAUAAUCACUUUCCUGCACCCUUUAUACACAAUUGCAUCCUUGAUUGUGGGUUUGAAUCCCAGACUUGCCCUGCUUACAAAUCUUAGAUUGCCGACACCUGCCUACCAAGGUCGUACGUAAACAAUUUGUAUGGUAUCAGAUAUUAACUGUAUCUUUUACUAAGUUACUGUGGUUUUCAUGACUGAAACUGUUUUUUUUGUACAUGUUGCAACUACAUUACAAUAUGUUGUAGUAGUGUUUGAUAUACUGUUCAAAAAUAAAUGACUGAGUUUUUUUGUAUGAGAAAAGUGUAAUACUCACAACAUGUCAGCUUGAAAAUUGGGUCGAUCUGUGUAAUUCCAGAAAUAUGGCAGAAUUUGUCUUCAGUAACCCAUGUUUGUCGUAAGAGGAGACUCACAGAAUUUUGUGAUCAGGCUCGCUGACAUGGUUGAUGUAUGUGAUGUUAUCCCAAUUGUGUAGAUUGAUGCUUAUGUCAAUAACUUGAUUAUCUGCUCCAAAUUCAAUUAUUUACAGACCGCUGUCAUACAGUUGGAAAAUAGGUGAGUGUGGAGUUAAGCAGCAUACACAUGUGGCUGAGGCAGGCGAGGCCUUGGUGCCACCCUUUAUUUGUUAGUACAGAAUGUAUAUUUAUUGAUUGCCAAAACAUGGGGCAAUCACCCAAGUUAUGUUUGAUUACUGUUUAAUUGUUUGGGUGUUUAUUGGUUGUUGAGAUGUGUGCUUCUUCUUAUGUAAGCUGUGUACUGACUGUGUGCCAGUUUGUGGAGCCAGGACACAGGCCAGUGGCUGUGUACUGGAGGAGCACUCUUGUGCACCUGCUGGAUCUAGCUCCCUCUGUGGGACAGCAUAACACAUUAUGUCAUUCAAUAAAUAUGGUUUAACAAAGUUCUUGUGUCCUGUGGAAUUUGUUUGGUCUUCCUCCAGUAGUUAAGAAUAGGUGAUCUUUCUUAAUUUCUUCCCUGCACUGAUCCAGCCAGUACAUGUCACUAUUGCACUUUUUGACAGUUAACCAGGGUUAUAUAUAGCCUUCAUCUUUAUCUCUGGUGUUGAGCAGUAUAUAUUUUUUCAACUUAAAAAAUGAUUUUUCUAUUGUCAUGUUCGAUAUAUACUGUAAAUGUUGUAAUUAACACAAGCGUAAAUUAAAUGCGAUAAAUGCAAGUGGUCUUCGCUCACAUUAAUUAACUUCACAUUUGUGUUGCCAAAACGACUAUCAACAAUAAGACGGCCUCACUGCACACUUUGGAUAGCGGAAAUACCAACUUGAAUAUAGACACAAACAUGGUUUAUUGAGCAGCAGCAACAAGUAUAUAUUUAUAACAAUGUCAUUCAAAGAAUAGGAAUUACAUGAUGAGCUAUCACUGCUGGGGUCAAGAGUUCUACCCGCUUGCCCUCAUUUCGCCUACAAUAAUUCAAAUGCCUCACCCCUAUUAUAUGAAUGGGCAUCGUCCAUCUCAGGCUGUUAACUAAUCCAAGCGGCAUAGAGGUUCAAAGUGAAGUUUUUACAACCUAUGACAACUUCUCACAACUCUUGUUUGACUUGGCCAUUCUGUUAAUCCUUAGUUGUUUUGAAUGUACAAGUAAAUCUUGUUUAGUAAAUAAAUCUUAUUUAAUAAUUAAGGUCUAAAGAAGCCUAUCAUCGCUUCUCACAUUGUUUGUAAUUGUUACAAAUUGGUUAGUUCUUAGUAUUGGUUUAAUUAAAGGAAAUUAGAUGUCUGCUCAAUUUUUGAACUGUUAUUGUUUUUUUGUUUGUCCUAGCUUGUGGCUCCAAGUGUAUAUUAUUCAUUGUCUUGUAAAUGGUAAAAUGUAUCCUGUUGCUUUUUCGUUGCUUCCUAACAAGACCAAACAGACAUAUGAGUCAUUAUUUUUAUUACUGCAUAAUGUAAAUAUCAGCUAUUAAACAAUGUAUGAAGCUUCAA